Molecule: messenger RNA, 7389 nt
Organism: Girardinichthys multiradiatus
Lineage: Eukaryota; Metazoa; Chordata; Actinopteri; Cyprinodontiformes; Goodeidae
Product: protein kinase C beta type-like
Exons: 17
Coding region: 259-2301 (680 amino acids)
Biological process (GO): protein phosphorylation
Molecular function (GO): diacylglycerol-dependent serine/threonine kinase activity; ATP binding; zinc ion binding
Source: RefSeq, a predicted model, not a curated record
GCUUUUAGAAGAAAAGGAGGAAGAGGAGGAAGGGAAGCCAGUGCGGCGACAGCAGCUCAUUUCGCUGACGGACAACACAGCAUCGCCUCAACAAAAAUCAGCCACUUCUAUUAACUCUAAACAACACUAAAAAUAUUUUCCUUUGCUUAAAUUAGCGUUUUUUCUUUAUUUUUUCUUCCUUUUCGGAGCACCAACAACUUCGACCUGCCGAGCGGUUUAAACUGAACAGCGCGGAGCAGAGCCCCUGAACUCGGGAGAAUGGCAGACUCGGCGGCCACCAACAGCGACGGGGAGGACGGACCCAAACAGCCCAUGCGGGGCUUCGCGCGCCAGGGUGCGCUCCGGCAGAAGAACGUGCACGAGGUGAAGGACCACAAAUUCAUCGCGCGCUUCUUCAAGCAGCCCACCUUCUGCAGCCACUGCACUGACUUCAUCUGGGGAUUUGGCAAGCAGGGAUUCCAGUGUCAAGUGUGUUGUUUCGUGGUUCACAAACGCUGCCAUGAGUUUGUCACUUUCUCCUGUCCAGGCGCGGACAAAGGACCUGCCUCAGAUGACCCGAGGGCAAAGCAUAAAUUUAAGAUCCACACCUACUCCAGCCCUACCUUCUGUGACCAUUGUGGCUCCCUACUCUAUGGCCUCAUACACCAGGGAAUGAGAUGUGACCACUGUAUGAUGAACAUCCACAAGCGCUGCGUGCCCAAUGUGCCGAACCUGUGUGGGACGGACCACACUGAGAGGAGAGGUCGCAUCGAGAUCAGCGCCGAGGUCAAGACUAAUGUUCUCACGGUCACCAUUAAAGAGGCAAGGAAUCUUAUUCCUAUGGACCCCAAUGGUCUGUCAGACCCCUACGUGAAGCUGAAGUUGAUCCCAGAUCCACGCAGUGAAAGCAAACAGAAGACCAAGACUAUAAAGUGUUGCCUAAACCCCGUAUGGAAUGAGACCUUCAAAUUCCACCUGAAGGAGUACGACAAGGACCGCCGUCUUUCAGUGGAGGUGUGGGACUGGGACUUGACCAGCCGCAAUGACUUCAUGGGAUCGCUGUCCUUUGGCAUCUCAGAGCUCCAGAAACAAGGGGUAGAUGGCUGGUUUAAGCUCCUUUGUCAAGAAGAAGGCGAGUAUUUCAAUGUUCCUGUGGCUCCAGAGGGAGAGGAGGGCAACGAGGAGCUACGGCAGAAAUUCGAGAGGGCUAAAAUCGCAGUAGGCAAGAACACAGAGGGAAAGUCAGCAAAUGCAGCCUCCAGGUUUGACUCCAACGGCAACCAAGAUCGCAUAAGACUGUCCGACUUUAACUUCCUGAUGGUCCUGGGCAAGGGCAGCUUUGGCAAGGUGAUGCUGGCGGAGCGUAAAGGAACAGAGGAACUUUAUGCCAUAAAGAUCCUGAAGAAGGAUGUGGUUAUUCAAGAUGACGACGUUGAGUGCACCAUGGUGGAGAAGAGAGUGUUAGCUUUGAGCGGAAAGCCUCCAUUCUUAACGCAGCUGCACUCCACCUUCCAGACUAUGGACCGUUUAUAUUUUGUCAUGGAGUACAUAAAUGGUGGAGACCUCAUGUAUCAGAUACAGCAGGUUGGCAAGUUCAAAGAGCCCCACGCUGUGUUCUACGCUGCUGAGAUAGCCAUUGGUUUAUUUUUCCUACAUCAAAAGGGCAUCAUCUACAGGGAUCUGAAGCUGGAUAAUGUAAUGUUGGACUGUGAGGGCCACAUUAAGAUCGCAGACUUUGGUAUGUGUAAAGAAAAUAUGCUUGACGGAAUCACGACCAAGACCUUCUGUGGAACACCAGACUACAUCGCUCCUGAGAUUAUUGCCUAUCAACCUUAUGGAAAAUCUGUGGACUGGUGGGCCUUUGGAGUGUUGCUUUAUGAAAUGUUGGCUGGGCAGCCCCCAUUCGACGGUGAGGAUGAGGACGAGUUGUUUCAGUCCAUAAUGGAGCAUCACGUCUCCUAUCCGAAGUCGAUGUCUAAGGAAGCUGUCGGCAUAUGUAAAGGACUGAUGACAAAGCAUCCAGCCAAACGACUGGGCUGUGGUCCAGAGGGGGAGCGGGAUAUCAGAGACCACAGCUUCUUCCGCUACAUGGACUGGGAGAAACUGGAGAACAAGGAAGUACAGCCCCCGUUCAAACCCAGAGCUUGUGGACGGGAGGCCGAGAACUUUGACCGCUUUUUCACACGCAACCCGCCAGUGCUGACCCCCCCUGACGAGGAGGUGAUUGAGAACCUGGACCAGGACGAGUUCCAGGGAUUCUCCUAUAUCAACGCUGAGUUCCCAGCAAGUGCCGCUACCGCUGCUGCUACCGAGCAGGCUUGAUUUCAGCUCCACGCUCAGAAACAUGGACUCACACACUGACAUGCUCAUGACAGACAGCUCCACAGUACACACAUAAUCAGGCUAUCAAGGGAAACAGAUAAAGCUUCGAGCACAGAUGUGUUGUUCUCAUUUUCACAUUUCUUAUGUUAACCCCAAUGUGAGGUACAAGACAUAACUGCAUGAACUGUAGCGCACUGGAACUAUAAAAGCAUAGCUAAAAUAACUACAGUGUCUUGCAAAAGUAUUAAUACUUUUUUUUACAACAAAACUUCAGAUGUAUUUCAUCCAGAUUUUAGUUGAUAGACUAACACAAAGUGGUGUGGGAGGAAAAUUAUCAUUUCAUAUCAUUUUGUAUUACUAAAAAUAUAACGUGUGGCAUGCAUUGGUCUUCAGCCCCCUUUACUCUGAUACUCCUAAAGGAAAUAAAAGAACCUACCAAGACAAUGGCCGUCCAACUAAAUAGGACAGGCAAGAACAGUAAACCAGUUGUAACUCUGGGGGAACUGCAGAGGUUUGCAGCUCAUGGAAGAGAAUCCGAUUGACAGGACAACUGUCAGUUAAUUACUAUUAGUCGGGAAAGAGGAAAACCAUUGUUGAAGGAAGUCCCCUUUAAAGUUUGCCACAAAGCAAGUUGGAGAGACAGUCAACACAUGGGAGAAGAUAUUUUGGUCAGAUAGACCAAAAUUGACUGUUUUUUUUUUUUAGAUUUGAAAGUUGAUGUACAGAGGUGCUCUCCAUUCACUCUGACUGAACUUGAGCUAUUUAUGCAUAAAUUUCAAUCCUUAGAUGUGCAAAGCUGGUAGAGGCUUACCACAAAACACUUGCAGCUAUAAAUGAAGCAAAGGGCAGCUUUAUAGAGUAUUUACGUUUCUACAAAGUAACGGGGGCUGAAUACAACUGCAUGUGACACACAGGUUUUUUUUUUUUAUCUUUGAAAACCAUCGCUCACUUCUUCACCUGCAAAAGUGCAUUUGUAUGUGUUAGUCUACUACAUAAAGUCCCAAUAAACACAAUGAUGUUUUAAGUUGUUACUUAGACUUUUGCAAGACACUGUAGAUAUAAAUGUUUCCUUCAUGCUUUUGCUAUCCAGUUACUGCUACAGCAUAGUAAAACAAAAUACAGCAUCAGUGUAUGAACUAGUAUAUUAUAAUGAUAUGCAUGAUACAGUGAAAAAUUUUGUAGAGAAAGCAUGGAAAUCUGAUUCACCCCAAACUUUUUAGAAUCAUUGUUAGCUUGUGUUUCUUGCAGUGUGAACAAAGAUUUGUGUUUAAUUAACAGUGCAUAACCAAAGAAUGGAAGAAUAUUGGCAAGCCUAAAUUGCUCAAUUUAAACUAGAAUUUUAAAAAAACUCUGGGCCAUAUUUACGUUCAUCACACGAUAGUAAUUCAACUCAAAACCAAAUGGGGAGUAAAAGCUUACUAUGUAUUACUAUAUAUCAGUAACGUUUAGCAAAUAAAGGCCUAGAGUGAAAACAAAGACCUUUGAGAUUUAAAUUUUGUUUUUGGGGGGUUGAAACUUGAACAUUUUAGCUAGAUCUGUGCAUUUUAAUGAGUAUAUACCUGUAUGAGUGUAUGUAUGUUUAUCCUUAUCUGAAUCUGGAAUGCUUCACAUACUUGCAUGGUUUCUUUGUUAAGAAUUUCUCUAGGAUUUGUUUUCUACUUGUGUUAUUGUAAGUUAUGUUACAAAGCCUCACCUUACCCAAAUAAGCCAUCAUAUGUACAGUCAGAUCGGUACCACAAAUAUCCGGUUCUUAGUGCAUGUUACUGCUUUCCAUCUAUUGGAUCAUAAUAGUGAAAUGCUGUUGGGGAACUUGUGUUAUUGGAAGGUUUGAAGUAGUUCAUUAUCUAGAUAACGCUUUUUUUUCUUCUACUUUUUCUUCUACCUUCGAUGGAAACAAGCCUUUCUGUUUACGUUACAAAUGCAUGAUUCCUAUACCUGCACAUCUGUUUGCAGAAUGUGUGUGUGCACAUGCACAUGUGGGUUCUUUCAGGUGCGUAUGGUACUUGUAUGUGACCAUUUACCUUUUUUUGGCUUGUUUUUCUUUUUUAACAUGGACACUUUCACGUGUCUGUGUUUACAUUUACUCAUCUGGGGAAUGUUAGCAUGACUGCUUCCUCCUCAUAUCAUUUUAGCUCAUUUCAAAUUAAUUAGUCAGAAACCGAGCUUAAGUCCAACUUCAGGACAGCAAUGUUGAACCAAUUUGCAGAACGGUUUUCCGUGACAAAGCGUUGUUUUAUUGUUUAAAAAGAUCAUUUCUAUGAGAUCUUGAAAAGGGAGGAAAGUCUGGAUUCAUAUUUGUAUUUUCCAGCUGUAGACAAAAUCAAGUUUGAAAAAGAUCGAAAAUAUUGAAAAGCAGGUUUUUUUAAGCGAUAGAAAAGUUAAGUUCGGAAAACUAGAUGCAAAGGUGUAAAAAAACCCACAAUUUUAUUCUUUUAAUAUAUAUAUAAAGUUUAUUUAUUAUAUAUAAAAGAUAAAAGAUGGUAAUUUGAAUCAAGCUAUGGCAAAGACACGUACUCAAAAACAAAUGCAUGCUUAUCUAUCCCCGUGCUGUGACAGUAAAGCAAACAUUAAAUUGAAAAUUAACAUGCAAAGAAAGCACAUUUUGUGCAUACCCACAGCUAGUGGCUAUUUUAGCACUGUUUCUAGAUCUUUCUUAGACAUUGUUUUGAUAUUUUCUCUCAGUCUUUCAAUAGGCAUGUAACUAUGCAUCCAACUCAUGAGAUACAAAAUACAAAAUAUUGGGUUCACAGGAAAGAUAUUUCAACUCUAUUUUUGGUAAAAGAAAUAAUCCUAAUUUUUCGUUUCAGAAACAGAGUUAAAGUCUCUAAAUUCAUAAACUUUUAAAGAAUCUGUAAUCAGUCCUAAAUAAUCCAGCCCAGGUUUGAUUUCUCCAUGUAUUGUGGGUUUUGUCCUUCUUCAAUUCUACAGUGGUCCUAAUUAAAAUGCUCCCUUGUUGUCUUUUCACAAAUCUCAGCCUAUAUUUAAGAGAUUCUCUGGUCAGAGUAGUUUUUACCAGUUCAGCUUUGAACAAGCUAAUUAUUUUAGAUUUUGAAUUGGAGACAAUCAAAUGCCGUUCUGACCCAUAAAAAACUCAAUUUACCUUUUAGUUCAGGAAGUUCUAAAGUGGACGCUAACGUUUGCAUUGUUAGCGGCUAACCGCUACUCAGUUGUGUUCAUUUCCCAGUGCUUACGAAUUGCUCUUUUAUUGUCUGUCAUUCUUCACAAUCAGUAUUGUCAAAGCCAAUGAAAGAAAACAAAGCCAUUUUCUCACUGUUCUCUUUUAAUCUGAUCGAGAAUCAAUUUUUACACAUUUGUAUUCAGUCGUUUCCCUUUUCUAUUUAGAUCUUAUACAUAAAGAGGUAGGUUUGAUGGUCAACAAAUAAAAUGCUUAGGUUGGAGGAUUUAACAUGGUUCAGGAUCCUGUACAGCCCCAAAUACAUCACACUGCAAAAAACAGAGGAAAACGUCAGGCUUUUACUACCAUUUUUAUAGUACCUGAACAAAGAAACAAAUAUCCAAGAACUACUUUUUUUUAGCUGUACUGCCCUCUGUGUCAAACUGUCUUUUUGCAGCUCCUCUUCACAGAUGGCAACAGUGACAAUUAAUAAGGUGAAAUGUACAUUAUUUGAAGGUGUUUUAUUUAUUUACAACUUAAUCUUACACCCACAAUAUUUUGAUGAGUUAAAAUUAGUUGGUUGCUACAAGGAUACGAUUUCAUCUGGAUUAUACUAUUAUGUAAACCGCAUUUGAUGGACUUAAUACAAAAUUAAAUAAAAUCACUAACCCAAUGAUUUAUUGAAUGAGAAUUUGUCCAAUCAAACAUAAUUACCAUAACAGGCCCAAUAUUCACUGUUUUCUACUUUACUUCCAACCACAUGUUUGAAAGAGGCAAAAAGUGAAGUAGAAGGUAUCAUAAGAAGUUGUCCAGUGUGUCACUGUACACGCUAAUUUAGCUUUUUUGCAUUCAUAUUAUGUCAGACUUUACUUUAGUCUUCUGCAGAUCAAAUACAGUUUUUGAAUGAAAUUCAGUGUGCAUGCAAGUUUGCAAAUGAAUACAAUAGAUCAAGGGUGUCAAACUCCAGUUCUCGAGGGCCAGUGUCCUGUAACUUUUAAACGUGUCUGUUCUUCAAUGCAUUUUAUCAAAUAAUUAGAUCAUUAGCAGGAGGCUGUAGAAUUUGAUCUUAUGCUGAUUCAGAAGUGUUGAACCAGCGACAUAUGUAAAAGUUGCUGGAUGCCGGCCCUUGAGGACUGGAGUUUGACGCUUAUGCAAAAGAUCCACCUCUGUACGGGUCCCUCAGUUGGUCCAUGCAGCUAAUUUAUGAAUACUGUAAAGCAUGACACAUGAUUGUCUCCACCAACCAGGAAAACACCAUGUAUUUUUUUGUAGCUGUUGUUUUAAUGUCUUUUGGUCUUGCAAACCGAAUUUGUGAAAAAAUUUAACAAGUGAAGAAUUUGAUAUUAAAGGUACUAUGAAGUCAAAAGCUUCAAAUAUCAAGAGCUGUGGAACAGUGGAAAGGUUUGGUUUUACAUCUUUUCAAAUGUUAAAUAUAGUUAUGACUCUGAGAAUAAAUUAAUCUACUGUAUUUGUAUGACCUCGGUCUAAAUCUGUUCAUUACCUGUGCUUUAGCUACAUUGUCAGAUUUUUCAUUUCCUGCUGAAUUUCAACACAAAAAUAUAAACAAUGUUAUGCAAAAAUAUGUUACUGUGUCAAAUAUUUUUAUAUGCAUAUAACUCUACGUGUUGUCAGUAUUGUAAAUGGGGAGUUCUUACUUGAAGGAUGGUGUUUUUUCUACCCAUCCUUUUGUUGAAAAAAAGAACAGAUAAAACAAACUUUGCAUGGAAAAAAAAACUUAACAGUUAGGAUUACUCACUUUUUAAAUAUUAUGAUGAUCCAUGUUUUCUGUAAUACCGGUACUCCAAAGCUUUUAAAGGUAUUAUGUGUUUUGUGUGUGAAGAUUCAAAUAAUGCAGAAAAAUGCUUUUUACAAUGCUUUCCAUGUGCCAAAUUUCCUUUUUUUCCAUUUUUUUUAUUCUUUUUGGGGUAUUGCUAGAAUAGCAGACAUUCCUUAAAUAAACAAUUCGAAAGUUG